UAAAAGGGCUCUAGGGUAGGUAGGGAGCACCUGCCAACUGCACCAUGAUGGGGGCUGGUGCCCUUACGCUGCUCUGGGCUGCCUCGCUCCUGAUCUCCAGCGGAAAUUGUGACAUUUGCCCACCCGUGAAAAAAGAUGUUACCAUAUUCCUGACGGGAACCCCAGAAGAAUAUGUUGCGCAAGUGGAAAAAUACCAAAACAACUCUUUAAUAUUGGCCAAUGCCAGGAAACUGAAGGACUGCAUUGAUCAGAAAUUGACAGAAGAGGAUAAGGAGCAUGCCGUCACCGUGCUGGUUGCCCCAAGUGAUGAUGGAAGCGCCACUACUUUAGCUGCAAGUGUCCACAGGACAGGAGGACAAAGUAGGCUGGGCUCCUCAUUCCUGGAGACUCCCAGGUGCACUUGGACCCUCCAGGUCCUCCUCAGCAGCCUCUUCCUGCUCCACCCAAGACUGCCCUCCAUCUCACCACGGUGACCCUUCCUUCUCUCUGUUCCAUCAGCGGAAGCUUCUAGGCACAUCCUGGGACUCUCUUCUGGGGCAGGAGAUAGGGAGGAACC
This is a messenger RNA of Myotis davidii, 556 nucleotides long. RefSeq names its product major allergen I polypeptide chain 1-like. Gene Ontology annotation, molecular function: steroid binding. Bases 45 to 473 code for a protein of 142 amino acids. Gene Ontology annotation, cellular component: extracellular region. NCBI's taxonomy places the organism in Eukaryota, Metazoa, Chordata, Mammalia, Chiroptera, Vespertilionidae. The transcript has 3 exons. The record is from RefSeq and is a predicted model, not a curated record.